Molecule: messenger RNA, 1155 nt
Organism: Colletotrichum fioriniae
Lineage: Eukaryota; Fungi; Ascomycota; Sordariomycetes; Glomerellales; Glomerellaceae
Source: RefSeq, a predicted model, not a curated record
AUGGUUUCUCGAAGCAUCCUCGCACUCUGCCUUGCGGCAACCGUUUAUGGUCACGGCGACCACGACGACCACCAGAAGUCCAUGUCCGGACCUCACCAGUCCCUCUGGUAUAACACGAUUCCGGGUGACGGCGGUACUCAGGCCGACUCUGUCUUCUCGGGCAUUUCCACCUUUGGACGCCUGCCGUACCAGCCGUGCCUCGGGGCAAAGAAUGUCAAGUAUGACAUUGCCUUCAUUGGAGCGCCCUUUGACACUGGUACUUCGUACCGCCCUGGUGCCCGUUUUGGCCCGUCAGGAAUUCGUCAGGGCUCACGCCGCCUGAACCUCUAUUGGGCUACUGUCCUAGACUGCGGAGACAUUCCGGUCACAUCGUACGAUAACACGUGGGCUCUGCACCAGAUCGAAGAGGGACACUUUGAGAUCCUUUCACGCCAGCCUGCCACAGAUGCGGCGAAGAAGGGACCUGCGAAGAACGAGCGCACCCUGCCUCGUGUCAUCACUCUGGGUGGCGACCACACUAUCACCCUGCCCCUGCUGCGCUCUAUCAACCGUGCCUACGGUCCCGUGUCUGUCAUUCACUUUGACAGUCAUCUUGAUACUUGGCGCCCCAAGGUCUUUGGCGGUUCUCCCUCAGAGGUCGCCAGCAUCAACCACGGCACCUACUUCUACCAUGCCGCUCAGGAGGGACUGCUGCGCAACGACUCCAACAUCCACGCUGGUAUCCGCACGACGCUCAGCGGACCCAGUGACUACGAGAACGACGGAUACUGCGGCUUCGAGAUCGUUGAGGCUCGCGAGAUUGACAAGAUUGGCACGGACGGCAUCAUCAAGAAGAUCAUUGACCGUGUCGGCACAAAGAACCCUGUCUACCUUUCUCUGGAUAUCGACACGCUUGACCCUGCAUUCGCUCCCGCUACUGGUACCCCUGAGACGGGUGGCUGGUCCACUCGCGAGCUUCGCACCAUCCUUCGUGGGUUGGAGGACCUCAACCUCAUUGCUGCUGAUAUCGUGGAGGUUGCUCCUGCUUACGAUACGAACGCCGAGCAUACUACCAUGGCCGCCGCUGAUGCGCUUUAUGAGAUCAUGAGCAUCAUGGUCAAGCGCGGCCCUCUCAGCGCCAUGGUGAACCAGACUGAGGUCUACGAGGAGCUCUGA